Molecule: messenger RNA, 1626 nt
Organism: Cajanus cajan (pigeon pea)
Lineage: Eukaryota; Viridiplantae; Streptophyta; Magnoliopsida; Fabales; Fabaceae
Source: RefSeq, a predicted model, not a curated record
AUUCUAGUACUCUUCACACAAUACAUUAUGAUAUACCUUCACUCUGCAUUUGUUUGUACGUCACAGAAUCCAAGUGUCAGCAACCAGCGAAGGAUAUCUCUUUCCACUGACCCAUCAUUUACAUAUUAAUCAACAAAUUUUCAAACACAAGGUCUCUCUCUCUUCAUUCACCUUUCCUUCUUCUUCCACCUACUUCUCCUUUUCAGCAACAACAGGUCUAUAUCUUAUCUUGGGGUUGCCCACUCCAAAAAAGUAAGAGAGAGAAAGAGAAGGGACAGCACCCACCAUUUGUGGCUGCCCUCUAUUUUAUAGUCCCUAGCCUCAAUCAUGCCAUCAGGUGCUAAGAAGAGGAAAGCAGCCAAGAAAAAGAAGGAAAAGGAAUCCCCUUCAACCACCAUCCCUCAAGGGAGUGAUGAGUUGAAGUCCCAAGAUGAGAAAGGAAGUGAUGGUGGUGAGGGUGGUUCACCUUCACAUGGUGACCAUGAUCUUGCAUUCAAUGAAGAUGUGGAGGAGGAGGACCCUUCAGGUGCUCAACCAUCAGAUGCUGCUUCCAAGGACUUGGAAGAAGUCCCUGGUGAUACUAAGAGUGAUGAAAGUGAAAGAGGAAAAGAAGGUGUUGUUCUGAUAGAGUCGGAUGUGAAAUCUGAGGAGGGUUUUGGGAGCAAAGAUGGGAGUGUUGGGCAUGUUGAGUCUGCCAAGGAAUCUGAUAUUGGAAAUGGGAAUGGGAACGGGAACUCUGGCAGUUCAAGUGAUGAAAGCGGAACUGUGAAGAACUCAAAGGAUGAAUCUCAUAAUUCUGUAAAUGAGACAGUUAAAUUUAACGAGUUGGUUAAAUCCAUGGAGUCUUUGCACGCCAAAAUGACAUCAACUACUCAAAACGUUACGGUUGAGGAGACCGGUGAUUUGGUUGUGGAAUCUUCUGCUGAUCCAGUUAAAGCAGUGGUUUCUGUACCUGAGGUGCAAGAUAUUGAUAAUAAAAAUGCUUUAUUAGAGAAAACAAUGGAUUCUCAAGUAGAAGCAACUGAUCUUGCUGUGGAGGAAAAUGAGGAUAAAGAACAUCCCUCUUCUGAUCAGAAUGUUAGAACAUUAAAUUUGGAGGAACCUAAGCCAAGGGAAUUUGACAAUGAAGUAUCAGCAUCAGUGUCUCAUAGUCCUAUCCCUGAAUCUAGAAUUGGUGCAGAACAUGUUAAAGAUUCUGACACAGCAGAAUGCUCUGAAAAUAAGCCUAGUAUUGCAUCAACUCCACAUGUGGUGCAAAAGACCUCCUGGUUGAGUUGCUGUGGACUGUUUGAAGCUCUGUCAGGCUCCAACCGAUAAGUUCAGAUAAGCUUAUGAGGAGAGGAUUCAUAGAUAUACAAGAACGAGGAUCUCAUCUAUGGAUCAAACUUGUGAAAACUUAGGAGUUCGGUCAGAAAAUUUUGUGAUAUUUUAAUGUAGAUGUGUUGUUAAGAUUUUCCAAAGAAUAAUGGGCAGAGACCCAACUAUAUAAUUCAUGAGGUUUAUUAAAGGUUUGUUGUUGUAAGUUGUUGUAUUAGCAACAUUUUCAUCUGAAUAUACCCGAGUCUUAAAAACUUUUCAAACUACAUUUUUGUCAGUAUGCAAUUAUUAUUCCUUAGUUCUGCUUAA